GGGACAUAGAAAGUCACAGACUUGCACAACAAAAAACCACACCUCAUAAUUUCAUUAACAGAGAUAGAGAGGAUGAAGCAAAAGGUAGUGAUCAAGGUCAGCUUCAGUGGUGAAAAGAAGUCCAGGACCAAAGUUAUGCAGGCUGCAGUUGGUGUACCAGGUGUUGAAUCAAUAGCUUUUGGAGGUGAAGACAAUGAUCAAAUUGUAGUAAUUGGUGAUAGCUUGGAUUCAGUUAACUUGACAUGUCUACUAAGGAAGAAAGUCAGGUUUGCUGAACUUUUAAGCGUCUCAUCGGUGGAGAAGGAGGAGGAGGAGGAGGAGGAGAUGACUGAACCUGGGGUGCAGCCGAUGGUUUGGCCAACUCUUCAAGCUGGUGUGCCGCAGUAUUAUUACACAGUUGUUCCAGAUAACCGCAAUGAACCAUGCAGUAUCAUGUGAAGCUCAUGGAAACCAACCAACAAGGAAUACUCAUAUUUGUAAUACAAAUCUCAGUUUGCAGGAAUGGGGAUUAAUUGAGUUGUGCCUCAGUAGAAUCGAAAAUAGAAUUAUUGUAUUGUAUUAUGUUAAAAUUAGAUAUGUAGUUUGUUUGAAGAAUAUAAAUUUUGUUGAAAAUGAAGCUAUAAUUUAAUG
Messenger RNA from Vitis riparia (riverbank grape), 630 nucleotides. Its product is annotated as heavy metal-associated isoprenylated plant protein 46-like. The record is from RefSeq and is a predicted model, not a curated record. Lineage: Eukaryota; Viridiplantae; Streptophyta; Magnoliopsida; Vitales; Vitaceae. Gene Ontology annotation, molecular function: metal ion binding. The transcript has 3 exons. Bases 73 to 438 code for a protein of 121 amino acids.